AAGGCAUUUUCAUGGUCAUCAAGUCUUAAGAGACACCAGAAAACACACACGGGUGAGAAGCCAUUCCUGUGCUCUGUGUGUGGGAAAACAUUUGCACACUCAUCACAUCUUCAGAGUCAUCAGAGAACACACACGGGCGAGAAGCCAUUCCUGUGCCCUGUGUGUGGGAAGGCAUUUGCACAGUCGUCAACUCUUCAAAACCAUCAGAGAACACACACGGGCGAUAAGCCAUUCCUGUGCCCUGCGUGUGGGAAGGCAUUUUCACAGUCGUCAACUCUUAACAGGCAUCAGAAGUUCAAUUGCUCUGUGUGUGGGAAGGCAUUUUCAUGGUCAUCAAGUCUUAAGAGACACCAGAAAACACACACGGGUGAGAAGCCAAUCCUGUGCUCUGUGUGUGGGAAAACAUUUGCACACUCAUCACAUCUUCAGAGUCAUCAGAGAACACACACGGGCGAGAAGCCAUUCCUGUGCCCUGUGUGUGGGAAGGCAUUUGCACAGUCGUCAACUCUUCAAAACCAUCAGAGAACACACACGGGCGAUAAGCCAUUCCUGUGCCCUGCGUGUGGGAAGGCAUUUUCACAGUCGUCAACUCUUAACAGGCAUCCCCACGCACACGGAGGAAAGAAGCAAUUCAAUUGCUCUGUGUGUGGGAAGUCCUUUUCACGGCCAUCAGAUCUUCAGAGACACCAGAGAACACACACGGGCGAGAAGUCGUUCCUGUGUUCUGUGUGUGGGAAGACAUUUGCACACUCAUCACAUCUUCAGAGUCACCAGAAAACACACACGGGUGAGAAGCCAUUCCUGUGCCCUGUGUGUGGGAAGACAUUUGCACAAUCGACAACUCUUCAAACUCAUCAGAGAACGCACACGGGCGAGAAGCCAUUCCAGUGCCCUGUGUGCGGGAAGACAUUUGCACAAUCGACAACUCUUCAAACUCAUCAGAGAACGCACACGGGCGAGAAGCCAUUCCUGUGCCCUGUGUGCGGGAAGACAUUUGCACAAUCGACAACUCUUCACACUCAUCAGAGAACGCACACGGGCGAGAAGCCAUUCUUGUGCCCUGUGUGUGGGAAGACAUUUGCAAAGUCAUCACAUCUUCAGCGUCACCAGAGAACGCACACAGGCGAGAAGCCAUUCUUGUGCUCUGUGUGUGGGGAGGCAUUUUCACAGUCAUCAACCAGGAACAGGCAUCAGAAGGUCCACAAUGAUAGG
Messenger RNA from Lethenteron reissneri (Far Eastern brook lamprey), 1212 nucleotides. RefSeq names its product zinc finger protein 84-like. The record is from RefSeq and is a predicted model, not a curated record. Lineage: Eukaryota; Metazoa; Chordata; Hyperoartia; Petromyzontiformes; Petromyzontidae. Gene Ontology annotation, cellular component: nucleus. Gene Ontology annotation, molecular function: DNA-binding transcription factor activity, RNA polymerase II-specific. Gene Ontology annotation, biological process: regulation of transcription by RNA polymerase II.